Micropterus salmoides (largemouth bass) is the source of this 1537-nucleotide messenger RNA. RefSeq names its product cytochrome P450 2J2-like. The record is from RefSeq and is a predicted model, not a curated record. The transcript has 9 exons. Gene Ontology annotation, biological process: xenobiotic metabolic process. The coding region runs from base 1 to 1299 and encodes 432 amino acids. Gene Ontology annotation, cellular component: cytoplasm; intracellular membrane-bounded organelle. Lineage: Eukaryota; Metazoa; Chordata; Actinopteri; Centrarchiformes; Centrarchidae. Gene Ontology annotation, molecular function: heme binding; iron ion binding; oxidoreductase activity, acting on paired donors, with incorporation or reduction of molecular oxygen, reduced flavin or flavoprotein as one donor, and incorporation of one atom of oxygen.
AUGGCCACUUUGCAGAGAAAAUGGAACGUUUUCAGCCUUCGGCUGUUCGGUGGACGGAUUGUGGUGAUUAAUGGCUACAAGCUUGUAAGAGAGGCCCUGGUCCACAAAGGAGAGGACUACAUAGAUCGCCCCAUCAUACCAAUGGCAGAAGCAUUAAAUGGGAACAGAGGUCUGGUGAUAUCAAAUGGCAAUCCAUGGAAGCAGCAGAGGAGAUUCGCUCUUCAGACACUCAGAAACUUUGGUGUGGGCAAGAAGAGCCUGGAGCCAUCCAUCCAGCAGGAGUGCCAAUAUCUCACUGAAGCUUUUGCCCUUCAGCAAGGCAAGCCUUUUGAUGCCCAAUCACUGAUUACCAGUGCUGUGUCCAACAUCAUCUGCUGCCUGGUGUUUGGUGAUCGCUUUGAAUACACUGACAAGCAGUACCAGGGUAUUCUUCAGAAGUUGAAUGAUAAUGUACUUACAGGGAAGUUUUGGACACAGGUUUAUAACACAUAUCCCUGGCUGAUGAAGUGGGUGCCCGGACCUCACCAGAGGAUAUUCACUCUGACACAAAACUUAGAUGACUUUGUAGAGAUCAAGAUUAAAGAACACAGAGAAAGCCUUGACCCGUCCUCACCGAGAGACUACAUCGACUGCUUCCUCACAGAGAUGGGAGAGAAGGAGGACACAGAUUCUGGUUUUGAUUUAAAAAAUCUGGCUGUUUGCACUCUGGACCUGUUUGCUGCUGGAACUGAAACUACUACCACAACUUUACACUGGGGACUGCUAUUCAUGAUGUACUACCCUGACAUACAAGAGAGAGUCCAGGCUGAGAUAGAAUCUGUCGUUGGUUCAUCCAGACUGCCCUCUGUGACUGACAGAGAAAACAUGCCCUAUACUGAUGCAGUCAUCCAUGAAAUCCAGAGAAUGGGCAACAUCGCCCCCCUCAAUUUGGUCCGCAUGGCAAACAAGGACACCGUGCUUGACAAGUACACAAUCCCAAAGGGCACCGCUAUCUUGACCACGCUGAACUCAGUUCUACAUGAUGAGUCGAUGUGGGAAACUCCACACACCUUCAACCCUCAACAUUUUCUGGACCAGGACGGCAAAUUUAGGAAGAGAGAGGCCUUCCUUCCUUUUUCAGCAGGUAAGCGUGUGUGUCUUGGGGAGCAGCUGGCCAGGAUGGAGUUAUUCCUCUUCUUUACCUCCCUCCUUCAGAGGUUUUCUUUCUCGGCAUGCGCUGGAGAGCAGCCCAGUCUGGAGUUCAAGUUGGGAGCCACUCGCUGUCCCAAACCUUACCGCGUCUGUGCCGUACCACGAUAAACCACCAACUGAACCGCAGCGUUCCACUACAUUUGUCUUGUGAAGCAUCAAGAAUAUCUGCUAUUUUGUUCUUUUACUAUAUUGUUACUAAAACAUCAUUUCAACAAUUGAAAAUAUUUUUUAUCUUCUCAAUCAAUAGAUCUUUUCAAUAAACCUUUUUAUUGUAUUAAUCUAUUCAAUAUGCAAUAAAUAUGCUUUCCAGUUUUGUUUUUAAAUAACUGGAAACAAUAUUCCCACA